Messenger RNA from Trichoplax adhaerens, 810 nucleotides. RefSeq lists its product as uncharacterized. The coding region runs from base 1 to 810 and encodes 269 amino acids. The record is from RefSeq and is a predicted model, not a curated record. NCBI's taxonomy places the organism in Eukaryota, Metazoa, Placozoa, Uniplacotomia, Trichoplacea, Trichoplacidae. The transcript has 5 exons.
AUGGCGUCUGCACAGAUUCAAUAUCGACAUAUGACUCAUCCUUAUAUGCUGCCACCACAGGUUAAAUCAGUGGCCCUUGGUCUUGCCGUUUCUCAAAUGCUUCUUGGCUUGUUAGGUCUGAUUGCAGGCAUAUUAGGCUUUACGCUAUACCGAUCUUACAUGAAUAUUGUCAUAUUACUCGGCGUUGACAUAUGGACAUGUUCAUUUUAUCUCAUAAGCGGACUACUUGGUAUGGGCUUACAUAUAAAUCCAGCAAAUUAUAGAUUGAUGCAUGCUUACUUUGCCUUUACUAUCAUUAGCUUCAUUGUGUGCGUAGCCCAGUGCACUUUCUCUGCUAUUUCACUUUUCUUCUACUAUGUUCGGUACACAUUUUGGCAUAGUUUAGCGUCAUUACUCAUUGGAAUGCUAGAGUUUGGCUUCAGUUUAGGGAAUAUUAUUUUACUUGGACACCUUGUCUAUUGCAAAUCAUUACAGGCAAGUGCAACAGUAGUCUAUCCUCCAAACCAGCAAAUGUUGAUGCAAGAAUAUAAUUCUCCUUCAGUUGAAGCUGUGUUAAGUAGAACUUUAGCCGCAGAAACUCGCAUUUCUGAAAACUUCCAACCACCACCACCUCCUCAGCCUAUACCAAAUAAUAAUAUUAAAGAUAAUGAUACUCCCGAAUCUAAACGUCAUUCGCGCUCUAGAAAUUCAUCUAUAAGACAAAGUAGCGAUGAAUAUUCCUCAUCUGACACGUCUGAAGAUAUAGAGCUAGCUUCGAAGCAUCGAUCUAGACGCUCAGGAAGGUCUAGAAGAAAACAUCAUCGACGUUAG